CUCUUUCGCUCAGCCUUAUCGCCGCUGUUUCGUCUUAAAUUCUUGAAGGUACUCGCUCUCUCUCUCUUCUUGUUCAAGCUCCGUUAAUGGCGGAAAUGACAGAUCAAAGUUCGUUUUAUUUCCUUGUAAAUGGUUUGUUGCAGACUCUUUAUCUUGUUCGGUUUUCUUUGGGUCUUGUCAAAGUUUUCUGUUUUUAGUCUCCAGUCAAUACGUCUGUGUUGUUUGCCCGUUUUACAUUCUAUGAAAAUUGGUUUCUUCUGGUCAAAUGUAUUCGUUGGCUUAUUCUGUUUUUGAACAUCCUUUUUAUACACAAAAUCUAAAUCUCUCUGAAUUAGAAAUGAUCCGUUUUUCUUAACUAUUCCCCCUCCCACAACGAAUUUUCUUCGCUUCCCUCAAAUUCGAUCUGGGUGAAAACUAGACGAAGUUUGGGAGAAUUGUUACGAUCUUACCAAGGUUAGGCGUUCUUCUGUGGAUAAAAGUGGUUCAAAGAAGAUGAAUCAUUGCAACCUUCAGCAGAACGCCUUCAUGUCCUCCCAUGACGAGUCCAGAGGAUUUGUUGUUCCUGUCUCUUCUGUUGUUUGUCCUAAGCCCCGUCGCGUUAGCAUUCUCUCCAAUAACGUUAUUCAUCCGUUGAGAUCACAUUCUAGUCAACCAGGAGCAGCUGAUGUAUGUGAUUCUCAAGCCGGGGCAGAGCUUUUGGACAUCCUUCGUAGAAAGGAAGAAACAUUGUCUGGUGUAGCUUCAUCACCUCCAUUCUUCCUCGGGUCUCCCCCAAGCAGAGCAUCAAACCCGUUAGCUCAAGAUGCACGAUUUGGAGAUGAGAAGCUCAACCUUCUUUCACCCUCACUCUCAACAUUCCUCACAUCUCCUUCUCCAUCGCCAUCUCGUGUCAAAGGAGGGGGCUGUGGUGGUCGAGUGAAGUACGGGCUUAAACCGGCAGCUGUCAGAGUUGAAGGGUUCAACUGCUUAAACAGGGACCGCCAAAGCUCAAACAUAUCUGCCAUGGCUUAGAAGAAGAACAAAGAAGAAGGAACAGAGAUUCACAAAGUGUAAAUAAAAUCCAGAAUCAAGACUAUAUUUAUCUUUGAAGAUCAGUCUACAUCACCAGUUAAGCCUUUGACCACAGUUUUCUUUAACUUUGAGGUCAAUAUUUGUGUAUAUAUAUAUAACGGUAACAACAAAGAUGUGUUAUAUUGAGUCUCGUUGUAACAUAUUAAAACCAAUUUGGAGUCUUUGUUCCUUUUCCUUUUUUGUCUGUAAAAAGCUUGUAUAUUAACGUUUUUUUCUUUAUGGAGAUUCUCAAUCUUUGUAAAAUGUAACUUGGAUAAAUUUCAUAAAUAUGAAUGCUCUGUAUUAUUCAAACAA
This is a messenger RNA of Brassica napus (rape), 1365 nucleotides long. RefSeq lists its product as uncharacterized. The record is from RefSeq and is a predicted model, not a curated record. NCBI's taxonomy places the organism in Eukaryota, Viridiplantae, Streptophyta, Magnoliopsida, Brassicales, Brassicaceae. The transcript has 4 exons. Bases 493 to 1011 code for a protein of 172 amino acids.